Cokeromyces recurvatus is the source of this 675-nucleotide messenger RNA. RefSeq lists its product as uncharacterized. NCBI's taxonomy places the organism in Eukaryota, Fungi, Mucoromycota, Mucoromycetes, Mucorales, Mucoraceae. The transcript is spliced from 2 exons. Bases 1 to 675 code for a protein of 224 amino acids. The record is from RefSeq and is a predicted model, not a curated record.
AUGAACGUCAUUACUAGAGAACAAGCGAUAUGUAUGUUUUUUUGUGAGGAAUACAACGAAGAUAAUGUCAAAAAACUAACUAAAGAAGUUGACGAUUUUGUCAAUGGUGAAAUCUGUUAUACAGAAGAUCCAACAAAACCGUUUAUCCAAAGUAAAAGAACCAUCAAUCAAAACCCAUUUUUAUACCAUAAGUAUCAAACUCAGGAAUCAGUAGCUAAUAUUAAUAUAAUUGAAGAAAAAGAACAGCAACUUAUUAAUAACCAUGCAGGGCUUGUACAAUUUCUCAAUGCGGUUUUUCUAUCUGUUGAUCCACACAAUAAUGAGGUGUAUGAAAAUCUUUCAUGUUCUAUGAAUGAUAUUCUGUCUUAUGUUUGGAAAUACUCCUAUUUACUUCAAGACAAAAACCCUAUUGGCUUUGGAAAAUGGUGUUCAGGGAAAGACAUUGAUUUAAUGCAUGGCACUACCAAAAGAAAAAAAGGUGUUGAUGGAAGAACCAUCUUAGUUCGAUCAUUAUACGUAUUAAAGGAGAAGUAUAUAGGUAAAGUACAUAAGUUACUUUUUUAUUUGCAUUCAUUUAAUCAUACAAUCUAUAAUAGCAAAUGUUGUAAAGUUUAUUGCCGAACAAUUACCAUUAUACCAGCAGACCAUUCAGUCUUUCAAGGAGGAUGGAUAUAG